Messenger RNA from Argiope bruennichi, 972 nucleotides. RefSeq names its product proteasome subunit alpha type-4-like (gene Prosalpha3). Lineage: Eukaryota; Metazoa; Arthropoda; Arachnida; Araneae; Araneidae. The record is from RefSeq and is a predicted model, not a curated record. Bases 91 to 876 code for a protein of 261 amino acids. The transcript has 8 exons. Gene Ontology annotation, biological process: ubiquitin-dependent protein catabolic process. Gene Ontology annotation, cellular component: proteasome core complex, alpha-subunit complex; nucleus; proteasome core complex.
CUGUAGCUUUAACUGUCGGAAAUUUGUUGUUCGUCGGUGAAUAAGCAUUUAUUUGUAUUCUUGUUUGAAUUUGAUUAGAAAUUUCUAAGAAUGGCUCGUAGGUAUGACUCCAGAACAACGAUCUUUUCUCCUGAAGGGAGAUUGUAUCAAGUUGAAUAUGCUAUGGAAGCCAUUGGACAUGCUGGAACAUGUUUAGGAAUUUUAGGUAAUGAUGGAAUUGUACUUGCUGCUGAACGUCGAAAUACAAAUAAACUAUUGGAUGAAGUCUUUAAUUCAGAAAAGAUUUAUAAGCUCCAUGAUGAUAUGGCAUGUAGUGUUGCUGGAAUUACAUCUGAUGCAAAUGUAUUAACAAAUGAACUACGCCAGAUAGCUCAAAGAUAUUUACUUCAGUAUGGUGAGUCAAUUCCUUGUGAACGACUGGUGAGUUGGUUGUGUGAUGUGAAGCAAGCUUAUACUCAAUAUGGAGGUAAAAGACCUUUUGGUGUAUCUAUUCUGUACAUGGGUUGGGAUAAACAUUAUGGUUUCCAAUUGUAUCAAUCUGACCCUAGUGGAAAUUAUGGUGGAUGGAAAGCAACAUGCAUUGGUAACAAUGGUGCUGCUGCAGUUUCUAUUUUGAAACAAGAAUAUAAAGAAAAUGAAACCACUUUAAAGGAUGCUUUAGCAUUAGCUGUCAAAGUUCUUAGCAAGACAUUGGAUAUGACUAAGCUUACUGCUGACAAAUUGGAAAUGGCUACUCUCACUCGUGAAAAGGACAAAACUGUUAUUCGUAUCAUGCCAUCUUCUGAAGUAGAGGUUCUCAUAAAGCAGCAUGAAGAAGAAGAAGCUAGAAAUGAAGCUGCCAAGAAGGAGAAAGAACGUGAAAAGGCUAAAAGCUAAUCAUCUUUAAGAGACUUUCAAUUUGUUAUUUUUUAUAAAAAUGUGUUUGGUCCAUUGAGUUGCCCAUUAAAGAAUCUGUAAUUUAAACUCACAAAA